UUGAAAAACCUAGAUAUGUGAUUGAUCCGGGAAGAAGGGACAUUGAGAAACACCCAAGAAAAGAACACGGCUUAACGGCUUUUUUCACACUUUUACAAGGAGAAAAAGCGAAGGUGAAAAAUGAGAACAAAGGAAUUGUUAAACCUCAAGUGCACGUAUGCAUUUCUUGAUGCCUUGUCUGGCAAAAUAUUCCUAUAAAACAUCCUCGUUUCUUCUACUCACGCAAUCUCCCACUCAGAAGCCGAAACCCUGAAAUUCCAAAAGCAUUCUCACCUUUCUUCUGAAGUCAUAACCCCAUAACACCUCCAAACUGGAAAAUAUUGCAGAUAACACAGAAAGGGAAAACUAAAUGCGACAACCGCCAGCAGCAACCUCUCAACACCUCAUCCACAUGUCCCCACCGCUAUCUUCCGGGGAACCACAUAUGUCUUCCAACUCAACCACAACAUGUAACCCCCGCACUUGCAGUUGGCGGCCUUACUCCAACUCAAAUGACUUUGAAACUAACGCAGCCAUGGUCUUAAUCAUUCUCUUCUGUGCUCUAAUAUGCUUUCUGGCUCUUAACGCAGCCAUCCGCUGCUUCCUACGUGACGGUGGUGGGCGUCGCCCACGCUAUUCCCGCAACAACCACCUUUCUCAAACCCAACAAGAACUUGAGCAGAGAAAGCCUAUCCCAGAGGCAGCUGCAGCAAUUUUGGUGACAGCUACAACGCUGGUUUACUCAACCGGGAUGAAGUUGCCAGGAGCAGAGGCAGAAUGUGCUAUUUGCUUGUCUGAAUUCGUAGAAGGAGAGGGAAUUCAAGUAUUGGCAAAGUGUAAGCAUGGAUUCCAUGUACAAUGUAUCCGGCAGUGGUUGUCUUCCCACUACUCUUGUCCCACUUGUCGUUGUAGUUGUCUUUCUCCAUCUCCAUCCUCAGACGAGAAUAUCCACCAAUGCGUUGACAACAGUUCCCAAACAGCGAUGCCCGAACGGGAACCAUAGCAGCUUUGGUUGCUCGUCUAAUUCAUAUAGCUUGCGUAAGUAAACUGGCUUUUACAUUUUUUUUUCUUCGAGUACACCUCUGUAUUUAACAUAUUGGAAAACCUUUCUUACGAAUUGGAGAACUUCAAAUGUUGUCAAGCAUGUCGUACAUUAGCCAGAAUCAUGGUUGGUUAAGACGAAAGAAAUUGAAUUUUAAAGAUAUCAAAUAGUAACAGGGGUAAGAAGAUUGAAACAGAGAUCUGUAAAAAUAAAAACGGUUUCUGUU
Molecule: messenger RNA, 1247 nt
Organism: Durio zibethinus
Lineage: Eukaryota; Viridiplantae; Streptophyta; Magnoliopsida; Malvales; Malvaceae
Source: RefSeq, a predicted model, not a curated record